Messenger RNA from Alternaria atra, 1032 nucleotides. RefSeq lists its product as uncharacterized. The transcript is spliced from 2 exons. Lineage: Eukaryota; Fungi; Ascomycota; Dothideomycetes; Pleosporales; Pleosporaceae. Bases 1 to 1032 code for a protein of 343 amino acids. The record is from RefSeq and is a predicted model, not a curated record.
AUGGCGCAGACGGUUAGCAUCGUCGUUGCGGGCGCAUCGAUGGCAGCACUCGCGUCACAACCCGCGCUGAGAGGCAAUCUGACGGCUAUGCUAGCCAAAUGGACAGGCUACAACGCGCCUGGAGGUGUCUGGAGGAUAGCUGCGAUUCUUCUCGCAUUGGCGAACCUCAAGAAUCUGCCAUUCGUCUGGCAUCUGCGCUUCAUCCGUGCCUUCUUCUACCAACUGUAUCUCCAACCGACCCCAAUUCCUCCGCAUGCGCUCUUCCAACCGAUCAUAACCUCGACCCGUACCACGCUCCUUGAAACAGACUACAACAUGCACAAGUCGAAUAGCACAUACUUUAGCGACAUGGACAUAUCUCGUACCCAUCUCUUCACCGCGCUCAUUCGAAAUGGCAUUAGGAAGAACAGCCGCCUAUAUGGCGCCAAGAAAAAUGCAGUAGCAGGAGCAGUAGGCGCCACAGAAGGUACACGGGGCAAGCAUAUGAUUGCCCUAGGAGGCAUAAGCUGUCUGUUCAAGAAGGAGAUCUUGCCGUACAAGAAGUAUGAGAUGUGGACAAGACUUCUUUGUUGGGACAGGAAGUGGUUCUAUCUAGUCACACAUCUUGUCAAGCCUGGUGUAGGACAACCCGAGAGCUGGACACUGCAGCCUUGGAAGAAGUCCAAAGGCACCAAGGACGCUGACCCUGAGAAGCUGAAGGGCGCCGUAUAUGCAACCGCGAUUGCGAAGUAUGUGAUCAAAAGAGGCAGGAUCACAGUCCCUCCAGAACAGGCACUGAUAGACGCUGAUAUGGUACCAACGAAGCCAGAGGGUUGGAUUUAUCAAGGGCUCGCACACGAGGAGAAUGAAGCGAAUGGUGAUGUUCUACCCAAGGCUGUAGAAGCGAAGGAUUGGAACUGGGACGUUAUCGAGGCGGAACGACUCAGAGGCUUGAAGGUGGCGGAGAACUUUGCGGCCAUGGACGGCAUGCAUGAGUUCUUCGAUGGCGGAAAAGAUGGUGUUUUGGGGGAAUACGCGGAUUUGUUGUACUGA